AAAGGAUUCCAGUUCAAACUGAAUGUCCCUAACCUCAGAGAACUAUAGUCAAUUCUUCACUGAAGCAUUUGUAUCUUCUUCAUCUUUAAUUCUGGUAUAUUUUGUUUAUUCUGUUUAGCUCCUAUAACAUUGCGUACAAAUUAUUAAUAGUUUUAGGACUUGGGUGAAAUUCUUGAACUAUGAAUAAUUUUAUGAACUUAUUUCUAUAAAUCAUAUUGCAUCAACAAAAUACUUGGUAUGUAAAAGGAUCUUAUUGAAUGAGAGACAAAUAAUUACUGAAAUAAAUGUUAUUUCUAGCAAUUUCUAUUCAAAAUUUAAGAUAUUUGUAUUCAAGUGGUAUGGCUCAGGGGACAUGAAAGUGCAAAUUAGUGAAAAAUGAUCUCUCAUUUUUGCAUGUUUACAUACCCGACUUCACUUCUUUAGUCAUUACCAUGAAUGGAAAAUUGUGGCUGAUGCUGAAGACAAAUAGACAUCAUUAGUGUUUGUUCUAGAAAUUAUAUAGUAGCUGACUGAAAGUGGUAAGAAAGGUAUUCAUGAAGUUUUGUAUCUCUUAACAAUUUGGUUUAGUACUGGAGUUACAAUAUAAAUAGAACAAACUAUUUUUUUCAUGAAGAUCUCUGAACAUACAGUUGAAUUUUGACUAUGCCUUCUGAAAUUGUGAUGAAAACAUAUAUAGAAAGCAUCAUAAAUGCAUGCCCAUCUGCAACUGUUUGACUAUAAAGCUGUCAGUGAAGUACAAUAUCAGAAAUAUUUUCAUAGAAAUGUCAGUUGGAAUUAAUACUUUCUUUCUGGUGGUGGCAACAAGAGGACUUGUCUUAGGAAUGCUGGGAAACGGGCUCAUUGGACUGGUAAACUGCAUUGAGUGGGCCAAGAGUUGGAAGGUCUCAUCAGCUGAUUUCAUCCUCACCAGCUUGGGUAUGGUCAGAAUCAUUCAACUGUAUUUAAUACUAUUUGAUUCACUUAUAAUGGUGUUGUCUCCUCAUCUAUAUACCAUCUGUAAACUAGUAAAACUGUUUACUAUUCUUUGGGCAUUAAUUAAUCACUUAAGUAUCUGGUUUGCCACCUGCCUAAGCAUUUUCUACUUGCUUAAGAUAGCCAAUUUCUCCCACUUCUUUUUUACCUGGCUGAACUGGAGAAUGAACAGAGUGGUUCUUGUGCUUUUCCUGGGGUCUUUGUUCUUAUCGUUUAUUUACCUUUUUAUGUACAAUGCCAUUAGUGAGUUUGAAAAAAACAUGACUUUGCACUCAGAUAUAAGUAAAGUAGUCUAUCUUCAAGGCCUUAGGCUUCUCAGCUUGACAUACAUCAUUCCCUUUCUUCUGACUCUGACCUCUUUGCUCCUUUUAUUUAUAUCCUUAGUGAGACACACCAAGAAUUUGCAGCUCAACUCUCUGGGCUCAAGGGUCUCCAGCACAGAGGCCCAUAAAAGGGCCAUGAAAAUGGUAAUAGUCUUCCUCCUCCUUUUUAUUAUUAACUUUAUUUCCACUUUAAUAGGAGAUUGGAUCUUCCUUGAGAUAGAGAAUUAUCAGGUCAUGAUGUUUAUUAUGAUGAUUUUAGUUGUCUUUCCCUCAGGCCACUCAUUUAUUAUAAUUUUGGGAAACAACAAGCUAAGACAGAGCUCCUUGAGACUACCGUGGCAUCUUAAAUUCUCUCUGAAAAAAGCAAAACCUUUAACUUCAUAGACACAAUUUAACUUUCUGCAUCUGUGAAAGAAAUAACUUAAUAGAAGACCUCAUAAGUUAAUUUUAUAUUUAACAAUUUCUUUUUUGGAGUCCUUUUAAGUGUUGUUAAAUAAUUCUGAAAUUUUCCUUAAAAUAUUCACUAACCAUGUUUUCUCAAAGUUGCCUGACAUAAUGUCUGAUUCAAGGAAAUAUCUUUACUAUAAUAAUGCCUGCUGAUAACAAUAGAGUAUGUGAGACUUGGAGAAAAAAGAUAAACAUUUAUAAUGGAAUAUAAAUAAAUGCACAUAUGAUAUACAAAGUAAUAUGAAUAAAUAUAUAUAAAAUCACAGUCAGAAAAAAGUGUAAUGUAAUUUUUUGAACAAAAAAAUUAUAAAUAGAAUAGGGAAAAAAUUAUAAAAUGUUAAGUAUAAUUAAGUUUGUUAAAGCAUAAUAUAUAUCAGUGUAAUGCUUGGAUAUGUUUGUGUAUGUGUCGUGCUACUUUGACUACUGUAAUAAAAUAACCCAGAUGUAAUCACAGUAGCUGGGAAUGUAAUGAGGCAGUUAAGAGAAUUUUGCUUGCAAAUGAUGUUACUAAAAUAUGAAAUGAAGAUCAUGUAUUAUUUUAAUAGAGGACAUGGAUAUGUCCAUAUGAAAGAAAAAAAAUCCAGCACUGUUGUUUAAGGUAACUUUUACCAUAAUUUAAAAAGUGGAAUAAAGGGAAAAAAUAGCCAGUAAAUCAUGGGAAGUAUGUUGGUUUUAUAUUAGUCUUCAUGAAGUAGUAGGUGAAAAUAUUCUUCCAGGUUAAGCCCUAAUGUAGAGAAUGGUGUAAGAAUCAUAAGGCCAUGGGGAAGAAUUGUUUUCUCCAGACAAAAUGAACUCUUCCAUUCAGGAAAUUAGAGUGAGGUCACAUCUAUCACAUUUAUCAGGUAGGGUUCUCUCAUUUCGCUAUUAAUAUCAUCAAUAGUGGGUAAUCCCAGCACUUU
Messenger RNA from Nomascus leucogenys (northern white-cheeked gibbon), 2641 nucleotides. RefSeq names its product taste receptor type 2 member 42-like. NCBI's taxonomy places the organism in Eukaryota, Metazoa, Chordata, Mammalia, Primates, Hylobatidae. Gene Ontology annotation, cellular component: membrane. The record is from RefSeq and is a predicted model, not a curated record. Gene Ontology annotation, molecular function: G protein-coupled receptor activity. Gene Ontology annotation, biological process: G protein-coupled receptor signaling pathway; detection of chemical stimulus involved in sensory perception of bitter taste; sensory perception of taste.